Betta splendens (Siamese fighting fish) is the source of this 4325-nucleotide messenger RNA. RefSeq names its product cryptochrome circadian regulator 2 (gene cry2). The transcript has 13 exons. The record is from RefSeq and is a predicted model, not a curated record. Gene Ontology annotation, molecular function: FAD binding; DNA binding. NCBI's taxonomy places the organism in Eukaryota, Metazoa, Chordata, Actinopteri, Anabantiformes, Osphronemidae. Gene Ontology annotation, cellular component: nucleus; cytoplasm. Gene Ontology annotation, biological process: circadian regulation of gene expression; entrainment of circadian clock by photoperiod; negative regulation of DNA-templated transcription. Bases 135 to 2222 code for a protein of 695 amino acids.
AUGCCCCCUCCGUCUUGGGUAUUCGUAUAGCAGCAAAAAACUUUGAAGGAGUGUCUGAGAUUGUAGCCGUGCUGCUCUUUAAACCAGUCACGGAUUCACUCGGUUCAUCUCUAAGGAUGGAAUAAGAGGCAAACAUGGUGGUAAACUCAGUGCACUGGUUUCGGAAAGGUCUGCGUUUGCACGAUAAUCCGGCGUUACAGGAGGCCUUGAAUGGAGCAGACACAGUGCGCUGUGUUUAUAUCCUGGACCCUUGGUUUGCUGGCGCCGCUAACGUUGGAAUCAACAGAUGGAGGUUCCUGCUGGAGGCUCUGGAGGAUCUGGACAACAGUCUGAAGAAACUUAACUCCAGAUUGUUUGUGGUCAGAGGGCAGCCUACUGAUGUUUUCCCAAGGCUUUUUAAGGAAUGGAAAGUGACUAGGUUAACAUUUGAAUAUGACCCAGAGCCCUAUGGAAAGGAAAGAGAUGGAGCCAUCAUUAAGAUGGCCCAAGAGUUUGGGGUGGAGACCGUCAUCAGGAAUUCACACACCCUCUACAACUUGGACAGGAUAAUUGAGAUGAACAACAACAACCCUCCUCUGACCUUUAAGCGGUUUCAGACUAUGGUGAGCCGCCUGGAGCUGCCACGCAGACCUCUGAUGCCUGUGACUCAGCAGCAGAUGGAGAAGUGUUGCACUCAGAUCGCUGAUAACCAUGACCAACUGUACAGUAUACCUUCACUGGAGGAACUGGGUUUCAAGACCGAGGGUUUACCUCCUGCUGUGUGGCACGGAGGAGAAUCAGAGGCUCUGGACAGACUCAACAAACAUCUGGACAAGAAGGUGUGGGUGGCAAACCUCGAGCACUCCCGGGUCAACACCUGCUCUCUGUAUGCCAGCCCCACCGGCCUCAGUCCCUACCUGCGCUUUGGCUGUCUGUCCUGUAGGGUUUUGUACUACAACCUCAGGGAGCUCUACAUGAAGCUCCGGAAGCGCUGCAGUCCUCCUAUGUCUCUUUUUGGCCAGUUGUUAUGGAGGGAAUUCUUCUACACAGCUGCCACAAACAACCCAAACUUUGACCGCAUGGAGGGAAACCCCAUCUGUGUUCAGAUCCCAUGGGACCAAAAUCCAGAGGCACUGGCCAAGUGGGCUGAAGGUCGGACUGGUUUUCCCUGGAUCGACGCCAUCAUGACCCAGCUCAGGCAGGAAGGUUGGAUCCACCACUUGGCCCGUCAUGCCGUGGCCUGUUUCCUCACCAGGGGAGACCUGUGGAUCAGCUGGGAGAGUGGCAUGAAGGUGUUCGAGGAGCUGCUCCUGGAUGCAGACUGGAGCGUGAAUGCCGGCAGCUGGAUGUGGUUGUCCUGCAGUGCCUUCUUCCAGCAGUUCUUCCACUGUUACUGCCCUGUUGGCUUUGGAAGGAGAACCGACCCAACAGGAGACUAUAUCAGGCGUUACAUUCCCAUCCUGAAGGACUACCCCAACCGCUACAUAUAUGAGCCGUGGAACGCACCCGAGUCCGUGCAGAAGGCCGCCAACUGUGUGGUGGGAGUGGAUUACCCCAAACCUAUGAUCAACCAUGCUGAGAGCAGCCGGCUCAACAUUGAGAGGAUGAAGCAAGUUUACCAGCAACUCUCCCAUUACAGAGGACUUAGUCUGUUGGCAUCAGUACCAACAAUCCAGGAGGAGGCAGAGCCACCGAUGACUGAUGAGUCGCAGACCAGCAGUGGCCCUGACUCUCCUCAUCGAGGUCCCAACGACUGUGAGGAAACUGGCUGCUCCAUGGCUCCUGAUUCUUCCACAACCUGUCCCUCCUGCUGUGCUCCACCUCCAGACCCAGAGGAAACACUCUGCACCGCCUCAGGCUCAAAGCUCAACUUAACGGCUGCUUCCGCCAGCCUGACUCAAGCCACAGCCACUCCACUCUUACCAGCCUCAUCAGUCAGGGGCCCUCUUUCUAGAGCCAAACCUUCCUCCCCUUCCUCUUUGUGUUCUGCCCUGUCUCUGUCCUCGAGCCCAUCCCCAACUCAGGCCUCUUGUUCGAGUCAAAGGAGGAAGGGCCUUGUCCGCAAGAUGCGGCGCAGCCAGAGGCACCGUGGGCGACAGAGCUGUGCUACAUCAUAUAGGGAGGGUGGGGGAAAACCAGAGGACGAGGAGCAGGAGGAAGCAGGAGGGGAUGAGAGGAUGGAGGGUGACGGUGAGCAGGAUGAAGAGAGAAUGGAAGAGGACUCAACGGGACUAAACCAGUGAACGGUGGUGAGAACAGUCUUCAAAUUGUCCCAGAAAACCUACAAUUAUAACUAUAUGUAUUAUAAGCAUGCACACAACACAGAAGCACUGACCUGACAUUUUUCCACGGAGGAAAAAUAUUGUCUAUACAAUAAUUUGCAACGUUUCUCACAAAUACCGAACUCGUUCCAAACGGAACCAAACCGCCGCAACUGUAAAUGAAGCCACAGGCGCGAAAAGUGAUAAUGUACAGUUACCUCUGUUAGACACACUGAAGGUUUCACACAGACUGCCAGUCAGUAGCAGUUUGUCUAUUUGACCUCGUGCUUCUAUACAGGUCCUAAGAAGGUCGCCUGUCUAGAGCUGAGUAGGUCUGAGGCAGGGUCUAGUUCUUCACCUUUUAUGACUACAGUAAUUGUGGCUGUGGGGCAAGUCCCAGGAAUCAAUACUUGGAGGCCAGAAGACAACUAUUGUUGUUAAGAAGCAGAUUUAUGUUCAUUGUAUUUUCCUCUACUAUGUACAGUUGUGGACCUUUUGUGGAGCUGCUUUAGGAGGCUCUCUAUUCUAUUCCUAAUGGAGAACUGUUCAGGUCCCAAGAACAAGGAGGAUAUUUCUAUGAUGCCAAUGAUGAGCGACCUUUAAACACUAUAUGUUAAUAUGUAAUUAGUUUUCUGUUCUUUUUUGAGGCUUGCAUGUCUAUGAAGAGUAGAGUGGAGAGCAGAAACAAAUUGUACAGUAGAUGUGACACAGAGGAAAGAGACUUCAAAUGUUUUGCCGUAUGUGUCUGUGGCAAUAGAAAAUUCUGCUUGUGUGGAAUGAAUGUAGAAACCUGUGUGGUUCUCCCCAUGUAUUUAUCAUUCAGUUCAGAAAGUGGACACAGUUUCUCCUUAGUUGGUUUUCUCUACAACAUUGUACAUUAAUACUUAGGAAACCUCUCAUGACAAAAAUAUUGAAUGAUGGCGUCAACACUAGGUGAAAUAAUCCCUUUCAUGACGGCUUGGUUGAAUAGUUUCAGUUCACAGUGCUGAUCUUCAGACACACCUCUAGGUCCUGCUAAGAAGACUAGUGGUGGUGGUGCUGCACCCGUCACCAGAGGUGGAACUAUUGGGUCCAGUUAGUGAACGAAAAGCAGCAUUAGCCCCUCUGGGAACUGAGAGAGUGUUUGCAAACACUGUAUAAAGCUGUUGUUGUUCUCUGGUAGUUUUCUUCAUUAAUAAAGUACAAUGUUGGAAAUGUAGGCAAGAGAAGUCACUGAAGGAGAAGGUUUGUCUGACAGAUGUAUAUGUAGAAUCAUAACCUGUCUGGUUACUAAUGCUCUGAGCAAGAAGGUUUCACAAAGGCUUGAGUGUUGUUGCUGCCUGAAUGUGCCUUACAGAGACCCUCCACUAGAGGCUGACACAGUUAAGCAGAGAAUGUCUAUGGCCCUUUCAUCAGCUGCUUGCUUUCUGGAUUAAUCCAACAAUAAUUAUGCCUCGAUGUUAUCCUGACAGGUGUUUGUCCGGCUUCUUUAAAUGCAUCUGACAUCAUUGUCUUUGUGGCACAGUUUGGUUGAUAAAUGCAUUUCUAAUAAAUCAAUUCACAGAUUAACAAGCUAAUCACAUGAAAACCAACCAUUACCGUUAGAAAGUUCCGAUUAUUGCACUAUUUCACUGACAAACAUUCUACCUUUAGGAGAUAAGUGGGCAAAGGCAGAGCAUCUAGAAAGUUACAUUUUAAUUUAAUUAGGCCAAACGCGGACUUAAUUAAUUCUGACGCCUCAGUGGUGACGUAAGCAAAAGGCAGCAUGACUUUGUGAAGCCCUCUUAGCGUUUCCUCAUGGAGUCAGAGCGUCCCAUAGAGGAAUCCUUGAUGUUAAGACAAACCUUCCAGGCCUUGGAGCUGUCAUACUGCUGGUGUUGAAGACUAAUGGAGACUGAAUCAUAGAAGGUAAAUGGACAAUCACGGUCUCUACUUCUUCUUGGCACCGCCAAGCUAAGAUCAGUUUGUGUUCGCUGUACAUUCCAGCUGACAGCGGUACGAAGCUCAGCAGGGCACUAAGGUCUGUCUGCGGCUACAUGGGUAUUUAUUUGUUUUGUAUUGUACAGAAAGAGUUUAUUUUCAUUAAAAUUGCUGAAGGAAUUGUGA